Messenger RNA from Pomacea canaliculata, 757 nucleotides. RefSeq lists its product as uncharacterized. NCBI's taxonomy places the organism in Eukaryota, Metazoa, Mollusca, Gastropoda, Architaenioglossa, Ampullariidae. The transcript has 6 exons. The record is from RefSeq and is a predicted model, not a curated record. Bases 56 to 757 code for a protein of 233 amino acids.
GAAGAAGCUACACAGUCAGUAAAGGCGCGACACAGCUGAACAUCCAAGGUAGUAUAUGGUGACUAAUGUUACAAAGAUUAUGGAUAUGAAAAUAUUUCUUCUCAUGAGCGUAGUUUUGAACACGCUCUAUAUUCAACCAAGUUCUUGUCAAGGUCCGCAACUGUACUUCAACUCUUUUAAAGAAGAUGCAGCUUGGGUUGUGGAAAACAGCAACCUUUCCCUUUCAUUCUGGAUAGACGUUUCUUCUUGUAAAGACCCUGAUGCUCUCUUCAGACUUGAGGUACAGACAAGAAGAAGCGAUGGCAAAUACGACGAUGAUGGAAGAGUUGUUCGGUUGGAAAACAAGUGUGAAGUAACUUUCAAAAAUUCAGUUCAAUGCAUAUCUGAUGAUGGCCCAGCAGAACUCAACAAAAAGGUGAACAGUUCACACACAGAAGUGAUAUGGACAAUGUCCUGGAAAGACGAAGAUUCUAAAACAAUACACACCAGGCAAUCAAAAUUAAAGUUGCACGUAUUACGGGAAAUUGUUAAGUCGGUUUUCAAACCAAUCAUCGACUUGAAAACUACUUUACCUCCAGAGGUAACCGUACCCGCUCGUUUCCAAGAUGAGCCUGUAACAUGUGAACUCGAAUUAGAUGGAGACUGCAUACAGAAUAUAUUGUUUACUGGCGUAAACUUGUCCACAUUCGAUGUCUACCAUUCAUAUUCAUAUGGCAAAAAAGAUGUCCCCAUUUCCUCUCAGCUGCCAUUAUUUUAA